Molecule: messenger RNA, 1908 nt
Organism: Oncorhynchus keta (chum salmon)
Lineage: Eukaryota; Metazoa; Chordata; Actinopteri; Salmoniformes; Salmonidae
Product: barH-like 1 homeobox protein
Exons: 3
Coding region: 894-1865 (323 amino acids)
Biological process (GO): regulation of transcription by RNA polymerase II
Cellular component (GO): nucleus
Molecular function (GO): DNA-binding transcription factor activity, RNA polymerase II-specific; RNA polymerase II transcription regulatory region sequence-specific DNA binding
Source: RefSeq, a predicted model, not a curated record
CAAGCCCGUCAGCACCCAAAAAGUCCCCUCAACCAAUGAAGUCUUGUCACUGGGGACUCACGUGGACGGGGCGUCCUUAAAAACCUAGCUCCUGAGUUUUUCUCAAGUUUCAUCUCUGUGCUUUCGUUCACAGUUAUGUCUAUUUAACCCGCGUUACCUCUGUUUUACAGUGCACGUCUUCUCGACUGCAGCUGCCCACCGGUUUCGAGUCUCUUGUUGCAUCUCUAUGCUGGCUCAGGAUGCCUUUACCUUCCUCUGCCAUCGAGCGCCGCACGGGUCACACAAGCGAACCACUUUUUAAGUGAUUAACAUUUCAGCAAUUGUGUCCUCGCGCUGCGUCAUUUCCAGGUCUUGAAUUCUACCUGCAACACUCGCUGUUGUCUCUGUCCGUGGUGCUGAAACGUGGUGCUGAAUCGCCUGCCUAUUUACCUUGCGCUAAUGCCGCUCCACUGCCUCUACUCAAUGUAGUUUUUUGUCAAUAUUUGAAAUAAAUUGAUAAAUAAUUGAGAAAUCUUACAGACGAGUUUUCAUUUCUAAAAAAAAUUGUAAAAAAUUGGAUCCAGAAAAAUCAAUCAAACUUCCCAACAGAGAAUAGCACCAAGCUGCAUCGAUUUUAUGAAGAGUGCUGUACUUCGGACAAAAUAGUUGGAUGCAGGGUUGAUGUAACAUCGAUAACCUGGAGAUUUUGCCAUUUUGCCAGCUAUAAAAUUCAAUCAAGAAGAGGAGAAAACAUCGUGGAUGAAUAUUUGUGAUUUCCGUAACAUCUUUGGAUUUUCCAGCUGGAUAAAUUGAGGCAGUCUCAUCUCAGCAAUCGCCGCUCAAACUGAACUUGCCUCGAAUACCAAUGAUAGUUUGAGUUGAGGCCUCGAAGAACUCAGUUGCGCCGGUAAACAAUGGAGGCAUCCACCAAUGGGUCCAGCUUUGGGAUCGACUCUUUACUUUCCCACAGACCUGGAAGUCCGGUCAUGUCGAAAGGGGACAGUUUGAUGGGAGAAUGCCGGUCACCGUUGGAGUUCAGCCCGAGGUCAGACCUAGAGAGCGGCUGCUCCUCUCCCCGGUCGCCGAGGAGGGAGUGUCUGGAUGAGGCAUCGCAGAGGCAAGGUCACGCUAUCGGGCUGCCGCUUCAUCUCCAACAAGGACAGAUCUCCGCCGGGUCACAGCCGCGGACCGUCACCUCUUCCUUUCUGAUCAGAGAUAUUCUAGCUGACUGCAAACCGCUGGCCGCCUGCGCCCCAUAUUCCAGUAAUGGCCUGCCAACUCAAGAAACCGGGCGACUUGCCUCCAAGCUCGCAGAGGACUUCAUGGACAAAAUUCAUAGCAACUCGUCGUCAGACAGCGAAUACAAAGUGAAAGAGGAAGGAGGUCGAGAGAUCUCGAGUAGUAGGGACAGUCCGCAUCACAUUCGGCUGAAGAAACCCAGGAAGGCGCGAACAGCCUUCACCGACCACCAGCUGGCCCAGCUCGAGCGCAGCUUCGAACGGCAGAAGUACCUGAGCGUGCAAGACCGAAUGGAGCUGGCUGCUUCCCUCAACCUCACAGACACACAGGUCAAAACCUGGUACCAGAACAGGAGAACAAAGUGGAAGAGGCAGACAGCGGUUGGACUGGAACUGUUAGCGGAGGCUGGAAAUUACUCUGCUCUUCAGAGAAUGUUUCCUUCGCCCUAUUUCUACCCUCAAAGCCUGAUGUCCAACCUGGACCCCGGAGCGGCGCUCUACCUAUACAGAGGACCCUCGGCGCCUCCUCCCGCUCUGCAACGACCUCUCGUUCCGCGGAUUCUUCUCCACGGUCUGCAGGGGGGUAGUGAACCCCCUCCACUCCCCCUUCUCUCCGGUGUGCUUCCCCGGCCAACACAGCAGCGGUGAGACGGCCUCUCCGGAUAUAUGCCAUACCUGGCAGUCUGGGACU